AUGGAUAUCCACAAAUUAAUGCAUAUCAAACUAAACAUAACAUAUCAUAAUAAACUGAGUGUCUCGGAUUUACAUCCACAAUAAUAAAAGAUGCACGGAGACCAGGCUGGGCCAACUGUCUGCGUGUCUCUCCAACUUCGAGGGUCAUGUCUAGAUGGGAUACAGCUUUUGUCAAAUUGACCUCAAAAGUAAACCAUUUGCCCCCCAUUUAGCCAACCAUUUCCCCAACUUUCCCUAUUCUAACCUGCAGCGUAAAUUCUCCUGAACCUGCUACUAAAUUAUCAGGGCGCAUGUUAUCACCAGCAGGCAUAAAGAGGGCUACCGUCAGCUCUUCGUCUUUAGACUAGCUAUUCUACAGUGUGUAUGUGUCGGCUUCUUUUACUGCCGGGAGGAUGUGUCGCAAUGUUAAUUUAUUUCACUUGAAGCCACACUUCCUUUUUUACCUUCUCUGUAUUUGCGCCUAAAGAGACAGUUGAACGAGACAGUCGCGAACAUGUAGCCUAGGCGAUGUGUUGAUAGUCUCAACAUUUGUACUUGAUAAACAGUUUAAGUAGAUUGUCAUCAGAAAAACUGAAGAAAACCUGGAUGAUGUAACGUUAAGCAGUGCUAUUCUGAUAAUAAGAGACACGAGUCGAGACUGGUGAGCGCAGUGGGAGAAACCAGAAUUGAAACCUGCGGUGCGCCAGUGAAGGUAGGCUUGAAAUGAAGAUUUGCUUGUCUCUACAUUAGUUAUUGAAAUAUAUUACUGUAGGCCUACUUUGGUAUCAGCAUCUGCAUGCGUUUGGAUUUUCAGCCAUUUUCAGCUAAAUAUGUCCUUGUUUUUGCUUGAGCAGUGAAAUAAAGUUGUAUCAAAUUUGACAUGAGUAAUUAUGUUCACUGAAAGCUUUCUACAAAUAUUGGCAGUUGUUAAGCUAUAUAAUAUAAUAACUUUAUUUUUCUAAGAGGGAACUUCUAAUGUGAUUGUCAUGUAGGCUAUUAUUUUUCAGCACAACAUUAACAUAAUUGCAAUUAUUUUGUGAGUUUGUGACUUAUGAUGAUUAUCUACUUAUGGAUUGAUUUGAGUGAGUGUGUGGUGUCAAUUCUUUUAAAAUUGCAGCUGUUCAUUUCAAUAAUGUAAUAAUUUGCUAUUCCAACCAGCUGUACUAGAUUAUAAAUCAGGGGGUUAAAUGUUCCUGCAUGAAAUGCCCUGUAGGCUACUGUAGUUUCACUGAAACUAUCAUUUGGAUGGUCCUGGUUUGGAUGUAUUGUGUCAAUAUAAACCUACUGAUACAGUACUUACUUCACGAUUUGGGUUCUCCCAGUUGAUAAUUAUUGAAGUAGCCUAUUCAAUGAAUAGGUGAGCUGUUGAGUGAAUAGGUGAGCGGUCUGAUGGAGAGCCCGUCUUCUACGACCAGGCGCCAGGCCUGGGUCCAGACCAGUCGACAGUGGCUAACCCUGGAAGAACUAGAUCCACAGGUACCAGGACCAUACAUCCACCCCUCUGCCCACCCAUCUACCCUACAACGACCAGGAUAUACCCAUCCUUCUGCCCCACAUGGACCACCAUACACCCAUCCCUCUGAUCAACACCAGUCUGCAUCAGAGGACGACGUCUUCUCAGAUGGAUGCUCUGCAGGAAAGAUUGAGAGCUGGCUUCUGGGCUGUGGGCUGAAGACAGACUCAGAGAACUCUAGCAAUAUUCUGACUGUUGAGUCUCUGCUGAAAGCGAACAGUUUUGAAGAUGACCUGAGUCUGGGUGCCGAGGCUACAGCAUUAAAUGUCAAAGGAGUCUCAGAACUGAGGGUGCUGCUUCCGCCACCCAAACAUCUUCACAGAGGUGAAGUCACCACCAGUACUCCCCGUCAGAGGCUGGCAUUACUCCACCUCGGUUACAGUAUUGCCUCCAGUGGCUUCUCCAACAGCACCAGUAAGGCGUCAAGUGUGUCUGAGGUGCUGCAACUGUGUGCAGAGGAUGCAGAGGAGACUCUGUACGAGUUGGGGUUCGGAUGUGACGAGCCUGAUGUUACAGACCGCAUCCCCACCCGUUUCCUCAACUUCCCUUCCCAGCUUCACGGUAUCAACUUCCGCCUCUUCCUCCAGUCCCAACUGUACCGCCUCCGACAGGAGGACCCAGGACUCUCUCUGGCCGGUCGUUUCAGGCAGGUAGAGGUGUUAACAGCCAUGGCCAAUGCCUUCUACUCCCUCUACUCCCAUGUGUCCCACAUGCCCCUUCAGAAGCUCUCCCCUCCCGAGUUCAGCAUCUCCCCCACCGCUGACAAGCAGACUGGACGGCGCUUCAUGGGAAGCGUUCGCAGCAAACCGAGGUCUCCAGUGGAGCGAUUUAAGGACACGGUUUCUAAGAUGUGCCUGUAUACUAGUUCUGGUGGUUCCACCCAGCUAGGCUCGGACUCUGCCUGCCACGGUCAGGGAUUUUCUUCCGGACCUGGGUCUGGGUUGUCCCCCAAGAAGAGAAGCAGCCUGCCUGACUUGGUGGGACUGGUCCUGGAGAAUGCCAAGGCAGAGGCUGUAUCCAGAGACAUGGAGGAGGAUAAUCAGGAUACAGGGGACAGUAAUGGGAUGAGUGCUGCUGUGGACACGAGUACUAUGGUGAAGGAUAGAGAGACAGAGACACAAGGACACAUAGACACAGUCAGUGACAAGGAGAUGGAGCAGGGUUUGUUAUCAGAUGUACAGGAUAUGGACACAGGGCAUAGUAGUUUGAUUAGUUCUGUGGAGCCACAUCUGGUCAAGGACAGAGCGACAGAGACACAGGGACAUAGAGACACAGUCAGAGGCAAGGGGUUGGACCAGGGAUCGUCAUCAGAUGGGGAAGGGGCUGAUUUAGAGAGAGAGAGAGACACCGAUGGAACUCCAAAUCUUCGAGCAUCAUCACUUUCAGAAUCAGGUCAGCGAGAACCCAGUAGUAGAAUGAAGCUGGACUUUUGCCUUACUACUCCAAGUUCUACUUGUGAGGUUGGAGAAACUCACAACACAAUUCAUCCCACAGACUGGGCAGCAGUGGUGGCACCGGUUGCCAAGGUUACCCAUGACGUCAUAUGUCCUCAGGUCGUUGAGAGUGUGCACUAGGCACUCUACAGCAGUCAACUACAACAGUGGAAUAAUAGCACACAGAUGGCGACCAUUUUGUCGUCUGUUGUGUCCUGUGAGAAUGUCAGAUCUGACCAGUCCUUCACCACAUCAGACGCACUACACAAAUCCAGGGAGGAGAAGGAUUUAACUACCAAUAACUCAGCCAAGAGUUUAGAGGUCGCCAUAACUACCAUUCCAAAGGCUGAGUCUGAGGGUGACUCUUGUUUGGGAGAAACUGGGACACUGGUGGAGUCAACGUUCGUGCCCAUAAAGCUCCCUAGUGGAAAGAGGUCCCCUUGUCUAAUCACUGUAACUGAUGUGGCUUGUAGUUUUAGUUCUGCAUACACACCGGCGAUGGUUCUCACUCCCAGUGGUGGUACCACUGAGGUGCCUUCAGCAGCCCAGUAUUAUCCAGGUGUAUGGGAGAACAAGUGGUGCCUGAGUCCUCUGAAACCACCACCAAUCGGGGUCCAAGGGGAGGCAUCCCACAGUCUUCAACAGGCCAACUCCUUUGAGCUAGAGGAGGUACAUAGUGCAGGGGAGGAAGACUUUGGACAGCAAGAAACCAUAAGGUCAACAUCUUUGUCACUGUCUACUGUCAAUCAAAACACAGGUCUGGUGGUUCGAGGGGACAGCAUGCAAUCAGACAGUAGUGGCUAUGCUGAUGAAGACGUCAUCUCUUCAGUCUACUCCACUGACAGAGACAAGAGCUGACAGACUGAUAAGGGUUGAGUUCCUGCCUGACUCGAUGCGCAGGCAUUGCAUCAACCAAUGGUUGCAUAAGUCUUUCUAAGUACCAGAAAGCUCCAUUAGGGGGGGCGAUAAACGCCAUGGAACACAAAGAAAAUCCAUAUUAACCACGGUAAUAAAAUGAUCUGUUACCUUCUAACAGAAUGGCAGCACAGCGAGGCUACUUGGAAAUUGAUUAACUAGAUAGUGUAGUCAACGUAGCACAGUUUAAGUGUCACGUUUUAAAUAAUUCACUUAAGGUGUGAAUUUUUAAUAGGCUCCCCAGAAACUAGUUUGCGGAUUUCUUUCUUUGAGCUGUCAGUCUGUUUCUAUUGUUCUUGGUUUGUUUACUUACCUACAUUUGAACAGCACUGUUGUGUUAAAGGAGUCACUCCCUGUAAUCCUGGCCCACUGCCGCUGCUCCUGUGUUAAUGGGAGUACUUUGUGCAACCACACAGUUGCACUGCUCAACCAGACAGCAAACUACUCUCAAUCUGGGAUUGGUGCAGUUUCCCCAUCUAUAGUUGCACUGAGAGUGAGCAGAGGUGGCACAUGCCAAGAACAAUGAGGUUGAAGCCAGGCCCUCCUAACAGGAGGAUGUUCCUGUCAGCAAGACCCAAAGAGAAGAGACUGGUUGAGGGAGUGAGGAGUACUUUCUAUAGAGGUGUCACCAGGGGUGCUGCCUGUCAUCUAAGUGGCAGAGGUGUACAGGAACUUUGCCAAUGCUACAGCCCCUUUGGUCACUACAAUGGACAUGGCCACUGAGGUCCCAUUAGUGGAUUCUGGCAUUGGUGAAGUCCAGUCAGGGAGCAUCCUGGCAUACCAGCAGCCUGCUACAACAACUCGCAACAUCACUUCGCGUGAAGAUGCCCCCCCUCCAUCUCUGCCACUUGAUGGCUACAGUCUUGGCCCAUCUGUGUGCAUAUUUCUCCAUAGUGAGCAUGAACUCCUACACAUGAGCUCACUGGCAAUUACAUUGGCCCACAAGGUCGAGAGUGCUAUGAGAGUGCAUAGCUUAUUAAUGGAGGGGCAUCACCUUCACAAGCCACGCAUAACCUCCUCCGGCUUCAAAGAGGUCUGCCAUGUGAGGGGGCAGAGUUCUGCAGAACACCUGGCUGACAGAGUCCUCAGGGGAACUCUUCAGUCUGCAGAGAUGAAGAGAGGUCUGUAUAGAUGGUGUUUGCCGUUGUGUUCUCCAGAAUGUCAACAGUUACCGCUGUGCAUUUCUUAUCUACCCAGAUGCCCCUUGGCUUUGGGUAUUUCGUGAUGGACCCCACAGAGAGUCCAUCAUUUGGCCUUCUGGAGAUAAAGUGCCCAAAUGUCAAGAGCUACGUGGACUGCCCUUACCUAAAGACCCAGAAUGGUGCAACAGCACUGAAACACCAGCAUGCAUACUACUAGCAGCUACAAGGUAAGAUGCUGAUCUCAGGUUUGGAGUGGUGUGACUUUGUGGUAUAUGCCCAGGAGGACAUGCUGAUACAGCACAUUCACAGACUGCCAAGUUUGGGAAGCAAUCAGAGAGAAAGCUGGCCAUUUUUUUAUUACUCUCCUAGGUAAAAUGUAUCCAAAUGUAAAAUGUACACUUUUUUCCAGAGAUGACUUGUUGAAAUAUCAAUUAUCAAUAACCAUAGUCUUGUUUUUUCAUUCUGAUGAAUAUUAAUUUUAAAAUAUAUAUUUUUAAACUUUUGUACAUCUUCCCUUUAUCUGUGAUUAUUUCUAGCAUAUAUUAUUUCCUAAUGUUAUGAGGUAUAAGGCAUUAUAUUAUGAAAGAUAACCACUUUUUUGUGCUGUUUUAUCCCCCCGAAUCCAACAAAUGUAUUAUAUUGAUGUCAAAUGUUCUGCGUUUGUUAGUGAAAUCACUGGACAAAAUAGUGGAGUGCAGGCCUGUAGACCUGCAACACUGAACAUAAGCAGAAGCAGAGAAAAAAACAGGCCAAUCCAGUUACCAGUCUAAUCGUAUUGAAAUUGACAUCAUCACUAGUCCUUUGCCCAAGCUUUGACCAGCGGCCCAUUCUGGUAGUUGAUGAGGAGGCAGGCAACGGUGUAGAGCUGGUUGAUCCCAGUGAAGGAGAGCGGUAUGAGUGUCAAACAGCUUAUGAUCUUUCGUUCUGCUAAUCAGCCGCUCCACAUGGACCCUCAGCCGAGUGGUGGAUUGCAUCUCCCUGACUUCUGCUGCUGGCAUUUGUGAUCUCUUUAAGAGAAAAGUCGGUCUGUAUACCUUGCAGGGCACACAGUCGUCCACAAGGAAACCUUUGUCCACCAUAAUGGUUAUCCCUGGAUUCAGCGGAGACACGAUGCGCAUCCUUUUGAUACCAUAUAUUGUUCUUUUUAUUGAAGUAAAGCAGCACUCUUUAUCCUCUCUUCUCUAUAUUAUUAUUACUGUUAUUAUGACCUACCUUGUGUAGAUCCAACCGUAUGUCGUGUUGGAUGCAGCAAAUCGCUCCAAACAGAAUUGGUGAUGGACAGACGUUUCCUCCACCUGUCUCCCCAGUUGCUCUACCUCCUUACGAAAAAAGAUUGCAGUCAGAGUGCAGUAUAACUGCAGUUAGAGUCAAGUAUAACUGCAGUAUGCUGCUAAUACUGCAUCCAAUUUACAGUUUUUUUAGGCAGUAAAUUUUCAGUGUAAUUGAAGUUCAACUGCAGUACACUGCAGAUAUUAUUCAUUUACUGCAUCCAAACCAAAUUGGUCAACAUGAAAAGUAACAGUCAGUAUCUGGUGUGGCCACCAGCUGCAUUAAGUACUGCAGUGCAUCUCCUCCUCAUGGACUGUACCAGAGUUGCCAGUUCUUGCUGUGAGAUGUUACCCCACUCUGCCACCAAUGCACCUGCAAGUUUCCAGACAUUUCUGGUGGGAAUGACCAUGGUAGAACACUGACAUUCCUGUCUUGAAGGAAAUCACGCGCAGAACGAGCAGCAUGACUGGUGGCAUUGAAAUGCUGGAGGGUCAUGUCAGGAUGAGCCUGUAGGAAGAGUAUCACAUGAGGGAGGAGGAUGUCUUCCCUGUAACACACUGCGUUGAGAUUGACUACAAUGACAACAAGCUCAGUCCGAUGAUGCUGUGACACACCCCCCAGACCAUGACAGACCCUCCACCUCCAAAUUGAUCCCACUCCAGAGUACAGGCCUCGGUGUAACAUUCGUUCCUUUAACAAUAAACGUGAAUCCAACCAUCACCCCUGGUGAGACAAAACCGCGGCUCGUCAGUGAAGAGCACUUUUUGCCAGUCCUGUCUGGUCCAGCGACGGUUGGUUUGUGCCCAUAGGCAACGCUAUUGGCAGUAAUGUCUGGUGAGGACCUGCUUUACGACAGGCCUACAAGCCCUCAGUCCAGCUUCUCUCAGCCUAUUGCAGACAGUCUGAGGGAUUGUGCAUUCCUGGUGUAAAUCGGGCAGUUGUUGUUGCCAUCCUGUACCUGUCCCGCAGGUGUGAUGCUCGGAUGUACCAACCCUGUACAGGUGUUGUUACACGUGGUCUGCCACUGCGAUGAUGAUCAGCUGUCUGUCCUGUCUCCCUGUAGCGCUGUCUUAGGCGUCUCACAGUACAUACAGUGCCUUGCGAAAGUAUUCGGCCCCCUUGAACUUUGCGACCUUUUGCCACAUUUCAGGCUUCAAACAUAAAGAUUUAAAACUGUAUUUUUUUGUGAAGAAUCAACAACAAGUGGGACACAAUCAUGAAGUGGAACGACAUUUAUUGG
Molecule: messenger RNA, 7491 nt
Organism: Oncorhynchus masou masou (cherry salmon)
Lineage: Eukaryota; Metazoa; Chordata; Actinopteri; Salmoniformes; Salmonidae
Product: protein TESPA1-like
Exons: 14
Coding region: 1369-3066 (565 amino acids)
Molecular function (GO): signaling receptor binding
Source: RefSeq, a predicted model, not a curated record